Molecule: messenger RNA, 1683 nt
Organism: Wickerhamiella sorbophila
Lineage: Eukaryota; Fungi; Ascomycota; Dipodascomycetes; Dipodascales; Trichomonascaceae
Exons: 1
Coding region: 1-1683 (560 amino acids)
Source: RefSeq, a predicted model, not a curated record
AUGAAGGCAAAGUAUAUCCCCCCUUUGGUUCUUGCCAGUCUGCACACUGCCACUGCCGAGUACCAGGACCCUGCGCUUCAGCAUACUGUUAUUGUUACUGUGACGGGUACCUCUUGCGAGCUACAAUCUGACUCCUCGAGCUAUCCAGUGGUCAAUGUUGGAGGUCAGGCCUCGUACGCUCCAGCAACUACGGUUACUUGGAUUCCUCCAGUCUACACAUCGCAAGCUGAACACUCACCUACAUCUGAUGUUUCGCCAGGACCGGUCAUGCCUACACAAAAUCAGCCCCCUGCUGUGGCUGAGACUGCUUCACCAAAUAUACAGGCACCCCCUGCUACAGGUUCUGCAGAGCCUGCGCCUGCUGCCCCAUCAACCAGCACUGCGCCUGCCAACACUGUGCCGGCCAACACUGCACCAGCCAACACUGCACCAGCCAACACUGUACCUGCCAAUAAUGCACCUGCCAAUACUGCACCUGCCAACACAAUUGCAUUCAGCACUUCCUCAGUUGAUACAGCGCCAGUACAAACACUCAGUGCUACGGAUGCUUCAAGUAACCAGCCAAUGGUUACAUUCAACCCAGGUGUUCCUUCGGCAGUUGAUCCUGAUUCUACUGUCACUGUUUGGUCCACUGCACCCACCCCUGAAAUCUGGGUCACCGUGUACGAGAAUUCGAGCUCCACAACAACUCAGUGGACAACGUAUACGCGAACGUUCACUGAACUGAACUCCACGUACACUCAGACCUUUACUACACCUGCUACUGAUGCGCCAACUACCAACUGGAACAUGUCCUCGACUAGUGUAGCUUCAUCAGCCAGAACUGGUACUAAUACUACUGUUAUGCCAACACAGAGUGCUACACAGAAUGCGACCUUCAGCACAGGAUCAGGCAGAUCAUACUCCAACAGUACUGUGACAAGCCUAUCAAGUCACAACACUAGUUCGAUUAGCGUGGUUUCGAGUGCUUAUAGCAGUAUCGGAAGUUUGUCCAGUCCAAUGGUGAAUUCGAGCUCCACGUUGUCGCUUCUUCCGACAGUCAGCCCAAUGAGCUUGAACUCGGCAGCUACUUCUGCUAGCUGGAACAGCUCGGUCAGCUCAACAGCCAGUGCAGCCAGCGCAGCCAGCGCAGUCAGCUCGGUAGCUAGUGCAUCCAGCCCGGCAGUCAGCCCAGCAGCCAGCUCAUCGGCCAGUUCGGCGAUCAGUUCGGCGAUCAGUUCGGCAGCUGGUUCAGUCAGUCCUGUUGCAAGCUCAGCCAGCCCGGCAGUCAGCUCAUCAACCAGUUCGGCAACCAGCUCAGCCAGCUCAGCAGCCAGCUCAUCUCUCAGCUCGGCAGUCAGCUCAUCUCUCAGCUCGGCAGUCAGCUCAUCUCUCAGCUCGGCAGCCAGUCCAGCCAGCUCAGCAGCCAGCUCGUCAGCCAUUACGGUUGCGACCUCAACUGCCAGCUCGUCAGUUAGUCCGGCCAGCUCAGCCAGCCCAGCCACGUCUAGUCUGCCGAGUACUUCAAGCACAACCCUGAGUGUACUCGAAGAGGCUAUUCGACCCAAAACCACAAGCUCUUCCAUCGCGAUUACGACUACCACGGUAGUCACUUCCACGAUCGUCGAGACCACAUCCAUCCCACUCUCGUCAGUUUACUCCGCGCCGGCCGCACAAGCAGUAAGCACCGCACUUCUUAAUUAA